Messenger RNA from Rhincodon typus (whale shark), 1495 nucleotides. Its product is annotated as short transient receptor potential channel 4-like. Gene Ontology annotation, biological process: regulation of cytosolic calcium ion concentration; manganese ion transport; calcium ion transmembrane transport. Gene Ontology annotation, cellular component: cation channel complex; membrane. The record is from RefSeq and is a predicted model, not a curated record. The coding region runs from base 224 to 1228 and encodes 334 amino acids. Gene Ontology annotation, molecular function: store-operated calcium channel activity; inositol 1,4,5 trisphosphate binding; protein binding. The transcript is spliced from 3 exons. NCBI's taxonomy places the organism in Eukaryota, Metazoa, Chordata, Chondrichthyes, Orectolobiformes, Rhincodontidae.
ACCUCCCCAUUUACAAUAAAGGAGUUACUAGGGGGGGGAAAUGUUUCAAGGCAGGGAAAAAAGAGCCGGCCACUGAAGUGUGUUUUACGCCUCUUCCUGAACAGAUAUUCGAUUAUCAGGAUGUGAAACAUUGAAUACUGUUUAAAAAAAAAAUCUGUGGACACAAACACAACACGAUGCGGCUUUAGAAUACCAAAGACAAGGCUUUGAAAUGGCAUGAACUAUGGCUCAGCUGUACUACAAAAGAAGUGACAAUGCACCGUACAGAGACCGAAUUUCUCUCCGAAUUGUGAGAGCAGAAUCUGAACUGUGUCCUGCAGAAAAGGCUUACCUGAAUGCUGUUGAGAAAGGUGAUUAUGCAAGUGUCAAACAAGCUCUUGAAGAAGCUGAGAUUUAUUUUAAAAUCAACAUCAACUGUAUUGACCCUCUGGGACGAACUGCACUUCUCAUAGGCAUUGAGAAUGAGAACUUGGAAAUUAUUGAACUUCUGCUGAGUUUCAAUGUGUAUGUAGGAGAUGCUCUUCUCCAUGCCAUCAGGAAGGAGGUUGUUGGAGCUGUUGAACUACUAUUAAAUCAUAAGAAACCCAGUGGAGAAAAGCAAGUUCCACCAAUACUACUGGAUAAACAAUUUUCAGAAUUUACGCCAGAUAUUACACCUAUAAUUCUUGCAGCACACACCAACAAUUAUGAGAUCAUAAAGCUUCUUGUGCAGAGGGGAGUCUCUAUACCACAGCCUCAUGAAGUUCGUUGCAACUGUGUUGAGUGUGUUUCCAGUUCAGAUGUUGACAGUCUACGUCAUUCUCGAUCAAGAUUGAACAUAUACAAAGCCUUAGCAAGUCCAUCUUUAAUUGCUUUGUCAAGUGAAGACCCCUUUCUUACUGCAUUUCAUUUGGGCUGGGAGCUUCAGGAACUAAGUAAAGUGGAAAAUGAAUUUAAAUCGGAAUAUGAGGAAUUAUCACAUCAGUGUGAAACGUUUGCAAAAGAUUUAUUGGACCAGACAAGGAGCUCUCGGGAAUUAGAAAUAAUACUUAAUUAUAGGGAUGAUAACAGCAUUCUGGAAGUGCAGACUGCUAAUGAUCUUUCCAGGUUAAAGUUGGCAAUUAAGUAUCAUCAGAAAGAGGUAAGAAUAUUGGAAAGCAAUCAGUUAUUAUUUAACUUGUGUGGCCUGACCACAAGACUGCAUGCUAGAAAUAAGUCUUUAGAUGGGUCGGCAACUUUCAAGAUUUAAUGAAAUGUGAAUUCAUGUAGAAGUAAAUUGCAGAUGCUCGUCUUAUUUUCUUCCACCUUCAUACUUAAUGCCUAAUAAAUUUGUAUUGUUACGAGAGAAGUGAAAGUUAAAGACAAAAGUACAGUAAUUUUAUUUCCUUGCAGUAAUUAAUAUUAAAGUAUCAAAGUAACCACAAUACAAAAAUAGAAAUUUUCACCAAGACUAUAUAAAUUGGAUGGUUGUAAGCCGUUGUGGGUUUGAAUAAUUAUAAUUAAAAUCUUGGAUACA